Molecule: messenger RNA, 688 nt
Organism: Saprolegnia diclina VS20
Lineage: Eukaryota; Oomycota; Saprolegniomycetes; Saprolegniales; Saprolegniaceae
Exons: 1
Coding region: 101-649 (182 amino acids)
Source: RefSeq, a predicted model, not a curated record
GGUGAUUACGACAGCGCCGAGCUGGUUCGCGGACGCUCUCAAAUCGUAUGGUCGCCAAUUUGGGGGCGCGGACGACGACCAUAUUGCAAUUGCCCUUCGAAUGCUCACACCGGCAACGACACCGCGCGACGACCCGUCCAAGAAGCGGCGGCGGCCCGAGACGACAUCGACGACGACCAACGCCGUGCCAGGCCAGGGCCCGUGGACCAACGACGAGCACGAGCGCUUCCUCCUCGGCAUUCGCCUGUUUUCCGAAGGACCUUGGAAGGCGGUGGCCGAGUUUGUGCAGACGCGCAACGCCAAGCAGACGCAGACGCACAUGCAAAAGUGCAAGGAGAAGAUGCUGCGAAAGCUGCGGACGAUGGACAUCAACGUCGACGACGUCUCGGCCGAGUACGACGCGUCCAAGGCCAUGGGCACCAUCAAGACGUUCAAGCAGCUGCACUACAAGCAGUGCGAGGACGCCAAGCUGCCGGACGUGCACCCAAUUCCGUUCGACCCGACAAAGACGCCGACGACCGACGACGCCAUGGAGCUGCACGUCUUUGCGUCGAUCGCGAGCAUGAUGAACUUCGACGAGUGUCUCGACUUCUUCCUCGACGACAUGGCCCCGACGCUCCUCGGCGACGACGACGACGAUGCGUACUAGCCCCGGACUUGUUUAAUUUAAUCCUCCUUUGCAUGACUC